GCUUCCUCUACUUCCGGGAAACACAAUCCGCAAUUCACCAAGAUGGCGACAUUGGUAGUAAGCCAGCCACCGGUCGGGGGUUUCAGUUUCGAAAACUGCAAGAGAAAUGCAUUUUUGGAAGGUGAAGCUAACAAAGUGGGAAGCAGCUUGCCUGCCGCUCGGAAAACAGGAACUACCAUCUGUGGCGUUGUCUACAAGGAUGGUGUCGUCCUCGGAGCUGACACCAGAGCCACCGAGGGCAUGAUAGUGGCAGACAAGAACUGCUCCAAGAUCCACUUCAUCUCCCCCAACAUUUACUGCUGCGGGGCAGGAACAGCUGCAGACACAGAGAUGACCACUCAGAUCAUCUCCUCCAACCUGGAGCUGCACGCCCUCUCCACGGGCCGCCUGCCACGCUUGGCCACCGCCAACCGCAUGCUGAAGCAAAUGCUCUUCAGGUAUCAGGGCUACAUCAGUGCUGCUCUGGUCCUGGGUGGAGUGGACUGUAACGGUCCUCACCUCUACAGCAUCUACCCUCACGGCUCCACUGACAAGCUGCCCUACGUCACCAUGGGCUCUGGGUCUCUGGCCGCCAUGGCGGUGUUUGAGGACCGCUACAAGCCUGACAUGGAGGAGGAGGAGGCCAAGCGGCUGGUGCGAGACGCCAUCGCCGCGGGCAUCUUUAACGACCUGGGCUCUGGCAGCAACAUUGACCUGUGCGUCAUCACCAAGGGCAAGCUGGACUACAUCCGGCCCCACGACGAGGCCAACAAGAAGGGGGUCAGAGCUGCCGACUACAAGUACAAAAGAGGAACCACCGGUGUGCUGACGAAGACCGUGACCCCGCUGAACCUGGAGGUCGUGGAGGAAAAUGUACAGACCAUGGACAUCUCCUAAAAUACCUACCACUGUCCCUUAAUGUACCCUUCACAGUUCCUAACACACACGGCAUGUUUUUCCAUGGUUUACAAUAAAGGUGUUUUAGUUGA
Messenger RNA from Anoplopoma fimbria (sablefish), 968 nucleotides. RefSeq names its product proteasome 20S subunit beta 7 (gene psmb7). Lineage: Eukaryota; Metazoa; Chordata; Actinopteri; Perciformes; Anoplopomatidae. Gene Ontology annotation, cellular component: proteasome core complex. Bases 43 to 876 code for a protein of 277 amino acids. Gene Ontology annotation, molecular function: threonine-type endopeptidase activity. The record is from RefSeq and is a predicted model, not a curated record. The transcript is spliced from 8 exons.